Molecule: messenger RNA, 717 nt
Organism: Anastrepha ludens (Mexican fruit fly)
Lineage: Eukaryota; Metazoa; Arthropoda; Insecta; Diptera; Tephritidae
Product: merozoite surface protein 2-like
Exons: 4
Coding region: 1-717 (238 amino acids)
Source: RefSeq, a predicted model, not a curated record
AUGAUAGUCGCCAGCACACCAGAGAAUAUACCGAAGCGUGAGCGUGACGAUCCACCCACCGGUGGCAGUGGUACGGUUUGUGGCAGUGCAACCCCGAUUGGCUCAACAAGUGGCAGCGUAACGAGCGAGAGGCGCUCAAAAGCAGACAGUCCCACUGGCAGCAAUUCUGCCGGACUGAUAGGUAGCGCUACGAGUGCAUUCACGAGUGAGGAAAUAAGCAGCACAACAACAACCACAGCAGCGCAUGCAUCAAGUAGCACAGUUGAGAGCGUCACUAUCAAUGGUCAAAUUGGAAGGCACGGCUCUCUCACCAUCGUGAGACGUUCUAAUAGCCGCAAAAGCUUCAUACAACUUGACGCACAACAACAAAGUAUUCUCACAUCACCAUCAACUGCUGCAACAACACCCAUAGGUGGUCCUACGCAUCAACCACAACAACAACAACAACCAUUUGCCGGCAUAACCGCCGACUUAGCUGCUCAAUUGCUCUCCAGCAGCGACAAAAAGGGUCAACACCCGCUAAGCAAUUUUCCCGCAGCAUCAAACACUGACAAUCGCUCAAAAGAUACCAACAAAAGUAAUAACAGUAGCAGUAGCCGCAUUGAAGCUGAGUCCACCAUUCCUGCGAGUGUUGCACCAAGCACCGGGAUCGCGGUCCAACAACUGCUGCCCAAUUUGGCAGAAGUACGACCACUCCGGCAACAACACAAGCAGUAG